AUGAAUCCGUUAGGUGUUCUUAUGUGGAAACAUUUGGUGGGUAGGAAGAGGAGAUACAUCCUCACUACCGCUGAAAUAUUAUCACCUUUGGCGUUCUUUGUGCUCUUAUAUUUAUUUAAGGGCUAUAUAACUGCUAGUACCAAAUCGAGAUUGUCUGAUGAAUUUACAGUCCAAAAUACGGAACCAGUGGAGUUGAAAAACUUGCCGGGGCCCACAGCUGUAUUCUACAGUCCCGAUACAGACCUCACCGGCCUUCUCAUGGACCAGGUUGGGGAAAGCUUACACUUGAAAAGGAAUAAAUACACUCCAGGAUAUCUUGAGGAGAGUGGAUACAUGCCAUUCAAAAAUCUAUCUGAUGUACUUUAUGCUAAUAGGAAACUAACGGAUACAGAUGCCAUCGUACUGUUUGAAAAUAUGACCGGUUCGUGGCCUGAACGACUGAACUAUACCAUCAAGAUGAAAGGUGACUUCCAAACUCACAAAGUCACCGUCAACGACGAGUCCUUGGGGCCACACGAGAGCUUCGGUACGAUAUAUGAGCCCUUCAUGAAACUACAGUGGGCCAUAGACACUAGCUACCUCAAACUGUUAACCGGUACUGACAUCAAACAGCGUGUGACGAUCCAAGAGUUUCCUUACGUUCGCCAGCGUGAGGUACCAGUGAUAAAGGAAAUUUGCAACCUUCUGCCAUUCCUCUGUUGGAUAUCUUUAAUACUGACAUUCGUGUAUGUAAUGUCGAAGCUUCUAGAAGAAAGGAUCACUGGUAUUCAGGAGCUGAUCAAGAUGGUGGGAGUGACAAGCUUCCAGAUAAAUGUGUCCCAUUUCUUGAACAUGUUGCCUAUCGGUGUUAUUUUCUGUGUGUUCGGGACCGUAGUGCUGACGGCGACCUCAUCUCCCAUCAUACCACAGACCAACCCGUUUCUCAUCACUACAUUCUUGUUGUUGCACUUUGUGAACGUGAUGUGUAUGGCCUAUGGUAGCAAUUACAUCGUUACUAGCACUCAGUACUCCACAACAAUAGCUGCACUAGUGUACCUCUUGGCAGAUUUUCCAACAACCUUAAUAGGAAAGAGCGCUCCUAAGUGGGCGCUGCCGGUCGUCGGGUUGCUGCCCUUCAUGCCUACUUACUGGUUCUGGUGGGAGGUCGGCGAGAUGGAGGCUUACGGAAAGGGCGCCGGAUUCGGUUCUAUUGGGAAGGUCCACGACGUUCAAUCUGGUAGUAUCUUGGCAGCCUUCGCUUUGAUGUUAGCUCAAUCAGUGAUUUACCUCUUACUGGGCUGGUACCUAUCACUAGUGAACCCUGGACCAUACGGACAACCGCUGCCAGCUAACUUCCUAUGUACCUCGGAGUUUUGGACUAAGAAGCAAGUUGUCCCUGAGAUGGACACCGAGGAAGAAACUGAACUCGCAGAAAGACAGGACCCAGCGUACUUUGAAACACCGCCCAAGGACAUGUACCCUGGGAUCAGAAUCGUGAACGUGUCAAAGGUGUUCCCUAAACACCGCGCCCUCAACAAAGUAUCGUUGGACGUGUACCGCGGAGAGAUCACGGUGCUACUGGGACACAACGGAGCCGGCAAGACGACGCUCAUGUCGAUUAUAACAGGUAUGAUGAGCGCGACCGAGGGCAAGGUGUACGUGGAGGGCUUCGACUCGAGCUCCCAGAAGAGCCAGAUGAGGAAGCUGCUGGGUCUGUGUCCACAACACAACCUGUUCUUCCCAGACCUCACUAUACAGGAACACGUGAUUUUCUUCACCAUGCUCAAGGGCAGUUCGUAUCAAGAGGCGAAACAGUCAUCUGCGAAGCUGCUGAAACAGUUGGGGCUUGGAGAAAAGAUGGAUGCCAAUAGUAGUGAUCUGUCGGGAGGAAUGAAGCGGCGGCUACAGUUAGCGUGCGCGUUGGCGGGAGACGCCGCGGUAUUGAUACUAGAUGAACCGACUUCCGGCCUGGAUAUAGAGACGCGCAGAGAACUAUGGGACCUGCUACUGUCUCUCCGUGGCUCCCGCACGGUGUUGUUGUCAACUCACUUCAUGGAGGAAGCGGAUGCUCUCGGCGACCGCGUGGCGGCGCUUCACUCCGGCCGGCUGGUCUGCUACGCCACAACUAUGCAUCUCAAGAAAGCUAUCGGGACCGGGUACCGUCUGUCAGUGAUCACGGUGGACGUCCCUCGCGAGGCCUCCAUCACGUCCCUCAUCACGUCGCACGUGCCGGACGCCACUCUCAAGGAACAGACCCUCAAUUCCCUCUCAUACAAUCUGCCCUCCAAAGACACCAGCAGGUUCCCGAAACUAUUCAACAGCUUAGAAUCGAAGAAAUCCGAACUGGGAAUCAACUUUAUAGGAGUCGGUAUAUCGACGUUGGAAGAAGUGUUCUUGAAACUGUGCAGCGACACUAGCGCUGGGUUGACGCUCGACGAGGUGGAUAUGGGACCCAGUGAACCCCAGUACGAGCUCAUCAGCGGCGUGAAGCUGUACGCGCGACAGAUUGUGGCGCUGGUGACGAGACAACUGAAAUAUAUGAACGCGAGAAGAAACAUUUUUGCGACUGUGGGCGUGAUCCUGCCUCUCUGCAUGAUCACAUUGAUGACGAUCACCUUGAACUCCAAACAGAAGACUGAAAAGAAAGACGACAUCGUUAACUUGAACCUGGACCUGUACCCGCAGCCGCACAGGAGGGUGUUGAUGAACGUGGAGCCCGGGACUAACGUGCGGGCGUUGGGAGAUUCAUACCCGGACGUGGACUUUGAACUGACCAGCGACGUGGCUGACGCGGUCUUCCGAACCAGCAAGAAGGAUGUUUUUGAAUACAACAAAUAUUUGGUCGGCAUCGAACUUAACGAAACACACGCCAAUGCGUUAUACACGACGGUGGUCCGUCACGCGGCGCCCGUGUCGCUGAGCCUGUUGUCCAACACGCUGGCCGGGCGGCUGGUGGCGGGCGCGGACGGCCGGCUGCUGGCCACACACAACGAGCCGCUGCAGGAAGACAAACCCGCAGCCAUCAUCGAACCCAAGCCCUCACAGAACGCCAUGCUGUGGGGCAUCAUCAUCAGCGUCAUCGUGCUGACCACGUCCGCCAACUACAUGUCUUUAACGUGUAACGAGCGCGCGUCCGGCACGCGUCACCUGCACGUGCUGUCAGGCUGCUCGGUCCAGCUACACUGGUUCUCUACGCUGCUGUGUCACGCUACGCUGUGUAUACUCACGCUGGCGCUGCCCGCUGCACUAGCUGCCUUGCUAGACGAUGACAAAACUAUCGACGAACCUGACUUCAUGGGCUUCAUUUUCUUCCUGUACGUGUGCGCGCUGCUGUCGUUCCUCUCCUUCACGUAUUUCUUGAGUUUAUUCUUCAAGGAGAACGCCGCGAACAUCGUCACGAUGGUCUGCAUUAUAUUAUUCGGUUUCUUCACGCCGACUCUAAAGACGGCGACUGACGCGUUGCAGCAAAACCUGGACAGUUUCUGGGAUUACUUGCUGCUGUUAGUGAGUUUUACUAUGCCGCCUCACGCGACCGUAAGGGGAGGGAUCAAGGCGGCUGAGGACGCGCGGGUCAACGCUAUGUGCAAACUGAACAGACCUGGAGGCUGCAAACUGCAGGGACAUCUCAAUGUGACAGACUACGACAAGUGCUGCGUACAAAACAUUGACCCCAGAUGUUACAUGUGCUUCGACAAAACAGCGCCCCUGUCGGAGUGUAUCGUUCUACUGGGUCAAUUCGUAUUCUAUAUGAGUUUAGUGCUCAUCUUUGAGAACGGUAUAUUCAGUAAGCUGAAAGAAAAAAUCUUCAAUUCGUCGUAUAGACCUACUAGCAGCUCCUCAACGAGGAUGGUGGCCGCUGAGAAACAAUAUGUGGAUAAGGCGAUAGCACUGCCUCAACGUGAUAUACCCGACGCGGUGUUGGUCAGUAACAUCUACAAGAGAUACUUCUCAUGUGUGUGUAAGCCCUUCGAAGCGGUAAAGGGACUCAGCUUUUCAGUUAAGAGAGGUGAAUGUUUCGGUCUGUUGGGUGUUAACGGCGCGGGUAAGUCCACCACGUUCAGGAUGUUGGCGGGCAUCGAGUAUCCUUCAAAAGGUCAAAUCUUGGUCAACGGGCACUUCAUGAGCCGCUCAAAUACUAAGUAUCUCCACUCCCUGGGCUACUGUCCGCAGUUCUUCGGUCUAGACUCGUUCCUGUCGGGUCACGACAACAUCGCCUUACUGCUGACACUCAAGGGACUAGACCAGGAAGACGUGGACAAGGAAGUGGACUCGUGGAUCAGGAUCGUGGGUCUGGAGCGCUACGCCCUCCAGGCCGUGUCGGGGUACUCCGGGGGCUGCGCCCGUCGUCUGUCGGCGGCGGCGUCCCUGUGUGGGGGGGCUCCGGUGGCGCUCCUGGACGAGCCCACGGCCGGCGUGGACGUGGCGGCCAGGAGGAGGGUGUGGGCCGCGCUGAGGAGAGCCGCGCCUAAUAGAGCCAUCAUCAUCACCUCACACAGUAUGGACGAGAUGGAGGCUCUAUGUAGUCGGAUCGGUAUUAUGGUGGGCGGCCGCUUGAGGGCGCUGGGGUCGGCCGCGGAAUUGAGAGCAACACACGCAGCGGGACACGCCGUCCGACUAAAGUUGACCUCUCCCAUCCCCACCGGAGAAACUGAUGAGACUGACAGCACCAUCUCAGACAUCGCGCGACUUAAAGGGAGGCUUCACGAUAUGUUCGAGUGUACACUCAAGGAUGAACACAAGACAAUGCUACAUUACCAUAUAAAUGAAACACUACGAUACAGCGAGUUGUUCAGUCAACUGGAGCAACUCAAAAAGGACUUCCCUUCACUGGUUGAAGACUACGAUAUUACGGAGACCACGCUCGAAGAAGUUUUCCUUACACUAGCUCGAGAACAAGAAGAAACAUAUGAAGCGAGGGUGUAG
This is a messenger RNA of Danaus chrysippus (African queen), 4902 nucleotides long. The record is from the annotation of a GenBank genome assembly. Lineage: Eukaryota; Metazoa; Arthropoda; Insecta; Lepidoptera; Nymphalidae.